Molecule: messenger RNA, 744 nt
Organism: Melampsora larici-populina 98AG31
Lineage: Eukaryota; Fungi; Basidiomycota; Pucciniomycetes; Pucciniales; Melampsoraceae
Exons: 1
Biological process (GO): detoxification of copper ion; cellular detoxification of cadmium ion; response to metal ion
Molecular function (GO): glutathione gamma-glutamylcysteinyltransferase activity; metal ion binding
Source: RefSeq, a predicted model, not a curated record
AUGAAUGAGCCUACGAGCUCAACUUCUACUUUAGAAACGAAACCUCCGACCCGCCCAACCAAACCUGAUCGAUCUCAAAUCUCCUUUUAUCAACGUCAGCUACCAGAUGGUUGCAUUCCAUUCACUUCCGAAGCUGGCAAAUCACUCUUUCGUCAAGCCCUUGACUCUGGUCAUCUUGAAGCUUUCUUUCCUCUCUCAUCUCAACUCGUCACUCAACACGAACCUUCUUUUUGUGGUUUAGCCAGUCUAUGUACCGUUCUCAAUGCUCUCGGUGUAGAUCCUCGUCGGGUUUGGAAACAUCCAUGGCGUUGGUACGAACAAGAUAUGCUUGAUUGUUGUCGUCCACUAGAGGCAGUUCAAAGGGUUGGAAUCACUCUUUCGGAAUUCAAUUGUUUGGCUCGUUGCAAUGGCUUGAGAGUUUACUCUUCAUACCCUCAACUAUCCAAUGAAUCAGAUCACUCUUCUGGUAUUUCACUUGAACAGUUCAGGGCUCAGAUCGAAGAAUCAACCAGAACGCCUAGCUCGUUCAUGGUGGUAUCUUUUUCACGCUCUGCACUUGGUCAAACUGGCGAUGGUCAUUUCAGUCCGAUCGCUGGCUAUGAUCCUACCACGGAACGUGUACUAGUGCUCGAUGUGGCUCGCUUCAAGUACCCCAGUUAUUGGGUUAAAUUGGAAGAUCUAUACAAUGCUAUGCGACCGGUGGACUCAGCUACAGGUCUCCCACGAGGGUUUUCAGUCUUAUCU